Molecule: messenger RNA, 2235 nt
Organism: Ilex paraguariensis (yerba mate)
Lineage: Eukaryota; Viridiplantae; Streptophyta; Magnoliopsida; Aquifoliales; Aquifoliaceae
Source: the annotation of a GenBank genome assembly
CUCCGGUAAAAAGAACGACGAAAGAGGAAGGAAGUCGAAGUCGAGGACGAAGACUAGCCUAUAACAAAACACGUUCGUUCGUUCGUUCAUUCAUUCUUGUUGUGCGUGUCCUGUGUCUUGGUCUACCCUGUGGUUAUUACUCUCUCUCUCUCCCCCUCCGGCCCUUCUAGACGUCGUCCUUUCUGUGUUUGAGUUCUACUUCGACGAAGUUGUGGGGUUCAAAAUUCCUCAAUCGAUAUCACUCUCUCUCUCUUUCUCAUUCGUCUUUGAAGACUUCAUCGUCAGGCCUAGCAUCGUCAAGCUUCGAUCGAGUUGUAGGGUUUGGUUAGGCAGGGUUUUGAGCUUUAGAUAUGCAGAUUGCUGAUGCAGAAUAUAUAAGUAGACUUUGAAGGUUUCACUGCUUUAUCAGAGAAAAUGCUGGAGGGUACAAAGUUUACUGGAAUUAUAGGGCUGAACAAUAACCAUGAUAACUUUGAUAUUUCACAAAAUUUUUACCAUAAGCUUGGCGAGGAGUCCAAUAUGUCAAUUGACAGUUUUGGGAGCUUGCAAAUGAGCAAUGGUGGUGGGUCUGUUGCGAUGUCAAUAGAUAACAGCAGUGUUGGAUCGAAUGAUUCCCACACUCGCAUUUUGAACCACCAAGGGCUGAAGCGUGUCAACAACUACUCAGUUGCCCUGAGUGGUAAUCGGGGGAGAGUCCCGCAUUGUCUGAGUGAUGAUGCACUGGCUCAAGCUUUAAUGGACACUCGUUUCCUUACAGAAGGGCUUGAGAAUUUUGAUGAGUGGACAAUUGAUUUGAGGAAACUUAAUAUGGGAGCAGCAUUUGCGCAAGGGGCUUUUGGAAAACUCUAUAAAGGUACUUACAAUGGUGAGGAUGUUGCUAUCAAGCUUCUAGAGAGGCCAGAGCAUGACCCAGAGAGGGCACACUUGAUGGAGCAACAGUUUCAGCAGGAAGUUAUGAUGCUGGCAACAUUAAAGCAUCCAAACAUAGUUCGCUUUAUUGGUGCAUGUCGUAAACCCCUGGUGUGGUGUAUUAUAACUGAAUAUGCAAAGGGAGGUUCAGUUCGGCAGUUUUUGACUAAGAGGCAAAACCGAUCAGUGCCUUUGAAAUUGGCUGUAAAGCAGGCGUUGGAUGUCUCUAGGGGUAUGGAAUAUGUGCAUGGGCUUGGUUUGAUUCACCGGGACCUGAAAUCAGAUAAUCUUCUGAUUGCUGCAGACAAAUCAAUUAAGAUUGCGGAUUUUGGGGUUGCUCGAAUUGAGGUGCAGACUGAAGGAAUGACACCCGAAACAGGGACAUACCGCUGGAUGGCGCCGGAGAUGAUCCAGCACAGGCCCUACACACAGAAAGUUGAUGUUUAUAGCUUCGGGAUUGUUCUGUGGGAACUCAUCACAGGAAUGCUUCCCUUUCAGAACAUGACUGCUGUGCAGGCAGCAUUUGCGGUUGUCAACAAAGGGGUUCGUCCAAACAUCCCCAACGACUGCCUGCCGGUUCUUGGUGACAUCAUGAGCCGAUGCUGGGAUGCUAAUCCUGAUGUCAGGCCACCCUUUACUGAGGUUGUCAGAAUGCUCGAGGAUGCUGAGACUGAGAUCAUGACAACAGUCAGAAAGGCACGUUUCAGGUGCUGCAUGAGCCAACCUAUGACUGCGGAUUGAUGACAAAUAAGUGGAAGUUAUAAUUGGUUCAGAUAUUUACUGGAGAAAGGUUAAUGUCCUCCCCUUGGUUGUUAUAAUAGGUUUUUCUGCUCUAUUUCUCUUGGCAAAAGAAUUCAAAUAUACCGGCCUCAUGCUCUGGGAUCGUCUACUCCGCUGAUAUAAUGCUGUUUACAUGUUCAUAAUGCAGAAAAUCUUAGUUGAUCUGUAUGAAAAUAUUUACAUUUUACCAGCAUUGAAUGUGGCACGUUGCAUCUAAAGUUACCCAGUUGGUGAGAACAUAGUAGCACAAAGUAGUAGUUGUGUGAAAUAUUUUUUGUUGGGACAGCAUUCAAAACAUGCUUUGGAGGCUGGGAUUAAAUCUUUACACGGCAAUCAGUUGGCGUGAUCGAUGAUGUUUGCCAAUUAUAAGAGGCUUUGCCAUCUUCCUUGCACUACUCUCCUUUCCAGCUACAAAGCAAGUCCUGAUGUGUGUUUUUUGAUUCAAGUCAAACUUAAUUGAGACUUCAUUUUCCCUUGUUUGGCGAUUUUAUUCCCUUGGUGGGAAGAAAAACAGUAAGAAACCUGUUGGUUUCCAUGAUCAACUCA